GGAAGAGUGGCCUGUCCCGUUUUGAUCCACACAGUCUGGUCACAUCUCACCGACCAGUCAUGGUUUCGCGGUGCUACACCUGAGCGAUUACAUUCAUUUAUCCUAUGAUACGAGGGUGGCGCAAAGGUAAGAAAUGACCCGUUGGGACGUUGUUCAGAUUUUUUUGGGGGGAUGGAAUCCCGCCUUGCUGUGCGGUGUGUGACGUCAGUGAGAGCGGCUCACUUAAGGACUUGAACAGACGUGAGUUCGAUAUCAGGACACGCGCAGAAUUUACCUGGGGAGAAAAGGGGAUGAAGUAACGAUUGACAUUAUUUUUUUUUUUUAACGCAAGACAAGUGCUAAAUGGCCCAUAAUAAAACCGAUAUGGUAGAAAUGUGGUCAAUGUUCCGUAACAUAUCGUAUAUGGCAGAAAUGUGACCAAUGUCCCGUAACAUAGCUGAUAUGGUAGAAGUGUGGCCAAUGUCCCGUAACAUAACUGAUAUGGUAGAAGUGUGGUCAAUGUCCCGUAACAUAGCCGAUAUUCUAGAAAUGUGGUCAAUGUCCGUAAUAUAGCUGACAUAUUAGAGAAGUGUCCAAUGUCCCGCGGUAUAGUCGACAUGGUAGAAAGGUGGCCAAUAUCCCGUAACAUAGCCGAAAUGGUAGAAGAGAUAUCAAUGUUCUAGUGACGGCCGAUAUGGUAGAAAAGUCCUCAUUGUCCCUUUAAAUAGCGGAUGUGAAGGAAAUGUGCUCAAUUUUCGGUAACAUAUCUGAUGUGGUAUAAAAGUGUACAAUGUCCCAUAACAUUGCCGACUGGGUAGAAUGACUUGGGUAUGUGUUUGCAGUAUCUUAUCACUCCAUCCACGUCCACACUCCAGCCCUCUCCACCCGACCCCACUCCCUCUUCACUAUAUUGUAUAUUCAUUUCCUUCCUGAUUCCGCCUUUGUAUGAAAGAAAUGCACCAACGUUUGCCAGCACAUCCCACCCUAUCUACCCCCCUCCCCCCUGUAUCAGCCCCUUUCCCAUUUAUGAACACGUCGCUGUUAUUAAAUAUAUUUAAUAAAUAUAUAAGAAUGAGCUAGGUUUAAAUAACGCCAAAAGUGAGAAACUUUUUAAGUACGUUCGGAUUCCUAAAAACAAUUAUAGUUAUUUUCUAUUAUUUUAUGGAAAUCGAAUAAAUUUACAUGCGCAAAAAAAAAUAUUUUAAAUCCGCUUUUAUUUUUUUAAAUGUUAAAGUAUUAUUAUUGUAAAUUACAAAUACAUUUAAAGUAUCAACUAAGGAACUAUUUUCAGCAUUUUAUAUGUGUUUGAAAGUUAUGAAAACAUUAAAAAAAAAAAGGAAUUAAAUCAUGAUCAAAGAAUUACGCCGUAAUCACAUUUAUCGGGAAAACCCAAGCAUCAGUCGUCUUUAGUGCGUCUUUUAGUGCGUCUUUAAUAUUGGGAACUAAAAUUAAAAUCAAUUUGUUCUAAAUAAUCACGCCAAUGACGUCAUAGCGCGAAAAACCUAUUUCCCCAAAACUCUUGGGUUACUUAAAAAUUAAUUAACGUGUGUAACAAAACUGAUAAUGUAUUAUCCCCUUUUAAAAGUAAACUUAAUAAUUACCAUUUUUGCUUUUUAAAUUGCUAAUAAAACACACACACACACACACACACAGUUUAGCUUUAUAUCUUUUAACAUUUAAAAAGUUGUGCCUUUUCUUAUUCCAAAAAUAUAUUUUUAUUAAAAUUGUUACGUAAUAACUACUAACCUUUAAAUAUAAUUCAAUAAGUGCAGCACAACCCCAUAGCCAAAUAACAUUUUCUAAUCAAUCCACUUAUGACUCAUACAAAAAAAGAUGGAACCGUGUAAAGAGCAAAUUGUUAUUUUGGGUGUGGAGGGACUACAAUCCAGCGGAAGAUUUUCUAAAUUUAUUUAAAUCUGGGUGAGGGGUUGUUCUCUUUGCCCCAGGCGUAACAAGAUACAUCUAAAAAAAAAAAAAAAAAAAAGAAUUUGAUAAAUAAUUAACAUUUUUGGGUAUAUUCAUAUCGUCAGUAGCUUAUAGAAUGUUUAAAAUUUGAAGUGAAUAAAAAUUAAAGAGCAAAUUGUUAUUUUGGGGGGGGAGGGACUACAAUCCAGCGGAAGAUUUUCUAAAUUUAUUUAAAUCUGGGUGAGGGGUUGUUCUCUUUGCCCCAGGCGUAACAAAAAACAUCUAAAAAAAAAAAAAAAAAAGAAUGAAUUUGAUAAAUAAUUAACAUUUUUGGGUACAUUCAUAUCGGCAGUAGCUUAUAGGAUGUGUACAAUUUGACGUGGAUGACAAUUUAUUUAAAUCCUAUGGUAUUACAUAAUUUGUGAAAAGAGAUAUGCCCCAUUCUCUUUUUUAAAAAUGUGUGUAUGUUCAUUUUGCUCAAGGCAGCACAAGAUAAGUCUCAAAAUAAAGGAAUGGAUUUGAUAAAUAAUUAACUUUCUAGGGUAAAUACAUGUCGGAGGUAGGAAAUAAGAUGUGUAUAUGUUUAUGUGGAUGCCAAUGUGGGUAACUCCUAUGGGAUUUCAUUUGUGAAAAAUAGAUGUUACAUUCUCUUUUUAAAAAUAUGAGUAAGUUCAUUUUGCUAGAAUAAACGACCGGAUGUUAUCGGGAUAAUAAUGGUAGGUCCUGUGCGAUAAUUUCUAACUGCUAUUACAAAAACUCAUCACACUCUAUAACUUUAAAAAUAUAAUGAUAUUUACGUUUCUAACUUAAUUAAGUUUUGAGAACUAUUUAUCUGCUCUAUAUUAUACGCCUACCUUACCCCUUUUCACGCUCUUAAAUUACAUUUUUUCCCUUUAAACACGACAUUAAAUUAGCCAGUCUGAGUUAUCACUAAUUAAUUCACUUCUGUCACUAAAGAAGUACAUUGAGUGACAAUGACUACGCUAGAGAAAUACUUUAGAUUUACAUGUGAAUAUAUUAUAAAGAGUCCAGGUAAAAAACUAAAAUAUUAGGCCAAAAUAGCCAUAAAUUACCUUUAAGAAGUACGUAAAUAAUAGAGAGAAAUAUUUUUUAUUAACCUCUAGUAAAAAAAAAUAAAAUUAAUUCACCGUAUAUUCCAAAUAGACACGUCUCUUAAAAAAAAAAAAUCAGUUUUCCAUGACAGUUUUUUUUUGUUUUUGUUUUUUGAAUAGUUUAAUUAAAAUUUCUUUUAUUACAAUUUGCGUUUUCAAUAACCAACAAUACACCCACACACGUACAAAAGAGGAAUCGAACACGAUUCAUUCGCGUCUCUGACGAGAUUAAUACCAAUACAAAAAAACACAGUGUGAGGAGAAAUCGAAGAACUUAGGAUAGAUUUUUUUUUUUUAAACGCGUCUGCAGGCUAUAAAAAUAUGUGCAGUUACGAGAGAUUAGAACAUUACUUAAAACUUUUACAUUGAUACCGUUGACCCUAGAAGGAGGGUGGGGCGUACGGUCAUCAUUAUAUGGCUAAAAGAGAUGUUGUUUGUACCGGUACAUUGUACACUUGGUCAUAAUAUGAUGAGUAACCACCUCUUGUACUGCUGCACUGUGAGAGUGUUGAUAACGCGCUUAGAAGCCACGUUAUGCAAGGAGGCCAGUACAUGGUUAGAAACAAUUUUUUUUAUACCGGUACAGUAUCAACUUGGUUGAUUCCGGGCAACUAGGAAUCAGCCAAUGGAUACAAAUGACAAUAGGAAUCAUCCUUGAUACCUGGAUGAAGAAUCGGCAUUCUUAUCCUACACUGUCCUUUUUUUAAUUUUAAAACAACAAAAAUCUCUUUGCGCUCGAAAGGCAAUAACUGCCGUAUUAGUAGUACAAGAUAAAAUCUGUGAGAAGAACAUAAAAAUAUGUUUUUGUUUUAUAAGUAAUUUUUUUUUUAGAUACAAAAAUACAUUUUUCGACGUAAUUAUGUCUACAGUUGAUUGAACGUUAGUAAUACGAACAAAUCCACAUCUGAUUUUGUCUCUAAUCGCCUUAAUUUACAAAAGUGUGCAUGUGUAGGGUGUGUGUGUAUGUGUGCAUAAAGCUAAUUCAAAUAUCAAACACUAGAUUCCGGAUUAAAGCAACUGGGUGACCCCUAGGCGGUUGAUAUUGUGGCGACCCGGUGGAGAAAGUAUUUAUUAUGUCUUAUCAGCCAAGUUGAGUUUGAGUUAAAAUUUUGCUCUAUAAAAUAGGUCUGAUGAAUGAAGCAAAACUUUUUUUCCUCCAAUUUUCUUAACUUUAUUAGAGAUAUUUAUGACGUCAAUGUAAAUAGGAAACAGCUAUGUAAAUAAAAAAAAAUUUUAUUUGUGAUCCAUGCACUUCAAAUACUCUCUUACUGACAUGUCACAACACUCGCCAUCUAUGCACUCCAAUUACUGACUUACUGACAUGUCAGAACACUUGCCAUGUAUGCACUUCAACUACUGUCUUACUGACAUGUCACAACACUCGCCAUCUAUGCACUUCAACUACUGUCUUACUGACACGUCAGCUUGCUGGUCCUUAAUUGAUGAAAGAUCAACAAAGUUGUCAACCGUGAAUUGACACACAGUUUGUAAAGUGUUUGACCUAAAUCAACUUGCUGAUAAAAGUCCGGAAAGUUUCUACAAUGUCAUGACAUGAUAAUACAUUCCCUUAAUGCAAUGAAUCUCAACCCUCCCAGAGGCCGCGACCCUUUAAUACAGUUCCUCAUGUCGCGGCGACACUUAACAACAAAGUUAAUUUCGUUGCUUCUUCGUAACUUUAGUUUAUCUGUAUUUUCCGACGGUCGUAUGCGACUCUUUGGAAAAGGGGCAUUCAACCCCAGAACAGGUUAUGAUCCACUUGCUUAAUGCUUAUGGAGCAAACAAAACACACACAAAUAAACCACUACAAAUAUGAUUUUGCGAUUCAUAUACUUGAUGGCGAUUUACUAAUACAGACAUUAGCCAAGGAUGGUUUCAUUGCUUUUGUAAAAAAAAAAUUAAAAUAUUUCGGUAAAAAAAAAUUGUGCUUAUCCAUUAACAUUUUAAAAAUUUAUUUUAUCGACUUGACAACAAUGGGGGUCAAUGCCGGAUUAAGACCUGUGGAUCAGCAUCGGCGGUUGAAAGUGCACCCCCUCCCCCAGUGUUUCACCUAAGGGGGGGGGCGAUCGAAAAUGAGGGCAAAUUUGGUUUCACCAAAAUAAGCCUCACCUUAUAUUUAUUGAUACAAACAAUGUGUUUUUGGUGGUGGUGUAGUGUUGGGGAAUUUAGCCAACGGGGGCGGCCUUUAUUUCAUCCACACCCCCAGCCCCCACACCACACCAAUGUUCUUUAAGAUGAGUUCGAAUCACCUUCUUAAAUUCUAAUAUAAACAUCAUUACUGGGACACACCACUGUACUUUUAAAAGAAAAUUACAUUAUUCUAUUGAUCCUCAGCUGCCACUCACUCCCCUCCCACCUCCCCCCCCCAAAUCCCUUUAACUGUGGCCGUCUAAGAAAAGGUUGACAUCUUUUGAUGUUCCACUUGAAGUUUUAUGUACUCCCCCCCCCCACCCAAAACUUCCCACCCCUAUACCCCACACCCUCGAAAUGAUGUGACUUGUUGCUUGUAGAGAUACCCGGGGUGCUUAAAAGUUCAAUUCAUCACGGCGAUCGGUCAAAAUGAGUACGUUCAAGAUUAAUUCAAAUCUCUCCUGCCACUCACCACACACUCACAAACCAUUUUUUUAAAAAAACGUCCCAUUUGCCUUAGGCUAAUCCGGCACUGCACAUGUGUAUAUGUUUAUGAGACAUGUGUGUAAUGUUGUUUUGUAAUGAGGUUUUAUUUUAAAGACAGGUAGCACAGGAAAAGGGCAAGUGGUUGACCCGUUCCGUCGAGUGUUCAAUUAACAACAAUAAAAGCAAUUGCACGUGGUUUUGUUUAUUUUUAAUUGUGGCGUCAUCUUAAAUUAUACGGAUUACCACUUGCACCAUCCCCCCUCCACCCCAAUCGACGGCAAGAAGGAGCAAUCAUAUCUAUAUUGCAAGCAGCUCCACGGCAACAAGGAGCAAUCAUAUCUAUAUUGCAAGCAGCUCCACGGCAACAAGCAGCAAUCAUAUCUAUAGUGCAAGCAGCUCGACGGCAACAAGGAGCAAUCAUAUCUAUAUUGCAAGCAGCUCCACGGCAAGAAGAAGCAAUCGUAUCUAUUUUAUAAGCAGCUCCAUGGCAACAAAGAGCAAUCAUAUCUAUAUUGCAAGCAGCUCCACGGCAAGAAGAAGCAAUCGUAUCUAUUUUACAAGCAGCUCCACGGCAACAAGGAGCAAUCAUAUCUAUAUUGCAAGCAGCUCGACGGCAACAAGGAGCAAUCAUAUCUAUUUUACAAGCAGCUCCACGGCAACAAGGAGCAAGCAUAUCUGUAUUACAAGCAAACCAGUGGCAAUGAAAUAAUGACAUGAUUUAUAAUCAGCUAUGUUCACUGCAUUGCCAUUUUUUAAAAUUGUAUAAUCAUCUGUGUUCACUGCGCUGAAAGUCCUUUAGUUAAAAAUUACAUGUUUUCAGUGCAAUGACAGUCUUUCUGUCUCAAUUCAGUCACUUCCCUUUCUUUGACCAAACACAUUUUAAUGCAUUAAAUUAUUGUUAGGUCUUUAGAUGGAACAAAUCGCUAGUGAUCGUUGGAAAUACUAUAUUGUAGUUGGUGGAAAAAAAUUAUUGGGCAGUGGGAACAAGUAGGUGGUUGGUUGAAUAUUAUCAGUUGAUUGGUGGAAAACUAUCAGGUGGGUGGUGGAGAACUAUUAGGUUGUUGGUGGAGUUAUAUCUAGUGGUUGGUGGAGUACUAUUAGUUGGUUUGUUGAACUCUAUCAGGUGGUUGAUGGAGAACUAUUAGGUUGUUGGUGGAGUUAUAUCUAGUGGUUGGUGGUGUACUAUUAGUUGGUUUGUUGAACUCUAUCAGGUGGUUGAUGGAGAACUAUUAGGUUGUUGGUGGAGUUAUAUCUAGUGGUUGGUGGUGUACUAUUAGUUGGUUUGUUGAACUCUAUCAGGUGGUUGAUGGAGAACUAUUAGGUUGUUGGUGGAGUUAUAUCUAGUGGUUGGUGGUGUACUAUUAGUUGGUUUGUUGAACUCUAUCAGGUGGUUGAUGGAGAACUAUUAGGUUGUUGGUGGAGUUAUAUCUAGUGGUUGGUGGUGUACUAUUAGUUGGUUUGUUGAACUCUAUCAGGUGGUUGAUGGAGAACUAUUAGGUUGUUGGUGGAGUUAUAUCUAGUGGUUGGUGGUGUACUAUUAGUUGGUUUGUUGAACUCUAUCAGGUGGUUGAUGGAUAACUAUUAGGUUGUGUGUGGAGUUAUAUCUAGUGGUUGGUGGUGUACUAUUAGUUGGUUUGUUGAACUCUAUCAGGUGGUUGAUGGAAUACUUUCCUCCUGUGUCUGUCAAUACCCGGUCAAUGUCUGCUUUAUUUCCCAGUCUAUGGUUUCAAGAUUAUUUCACAGACUUCCAAAAGCUUUUCUUAAGUUUUGAAAAAUGACGUCAUGGUAUUAUGUAAAUUGAGUUAGGGGAAAGAACUAUCUAUAAUACAACAUUCUUUUUAACAAAUCUUUGUUUUUUCCGGACAUAAGGAUUUUACAGAGAUUUGUUUGAAUCAGAAAUUGUAUUCUAAUUUAUUCUAAUUGAUUGAACAAUUUCGUUUAGAUCAGAUUUACUUUCGAACAAAAGUCCUUGGAUAAAAUUACUUUCCCAAAAAAUUGUUUUCGAAAAAUUCCCCCUAACAAUUAUCUUUACAGACCAGUUUACUCCUCAGAUUUCAGCGUAGUAUUCAGAGAAGGAUCUACCUUUUAACUUUCUAGGCCUAGGAAUACGGCACUACAAUGAUCCUAAAAUAAAUUACGGUCUCGGGAGUUGUUUGGUUUGUUUCGUGUAUUGGUUUUUUUUUUUAUAUAUAAACGUAAAUAAUUGGGUUGGGUUGUUUUCAGUAAAACGUCACUGCACUUUGUGUGGUAACAACACAAGCAAUCGAAUAAGAACGCUAUCCUUCCAACGCAUCGGAGAGCCUUAACUUGUGUAUUGCUUUAUUAGCAGCUAAGCAAAUGAGAGGAUUUCGUGACACAUCUUGUAUUUUGAUUGCAACCCCGACCCCCUCCCCCCCUCCCCCUAUUUGACCACACCACUCUUUGGAGCUUGAAACGUACGUUUUUGAUGUCUGAAAACUACUUUGACACUAAGCUGGGGGGGGGGGGUGGGGGGUAAACAGGUGUGUCUUUAGUAGAUAUUUGACAUGCAACAUUUGACAAUGAAAAUUUGACAAGCAAUAUUUGACAUGAAAUACUAUCUUGCCACGCUCUUAAUAUGCGUCGGGCAUAUAUUAUUUGACCCCACCACUCUUUGGAGCUUGAAACGUACGUUUUUGAUGUUUGAAAACUACUUUGGCACUAAGCUGGGGGGGGGGGGGUGGGGUGUAAACAGGUGUGUCUUUAGUAGAUAUUUGACAUGCAACAUUUGACAAUGAAAAUUUGACAAGCAAUAUUUGACAUGAAAUACUAUCUUGCCACGCUCUUAAUAUGCGUCGGGCAUAUAUUACAACAACAGUCUCGAAAUUGGUUCCACAUAUUUUCUAUCUUGAAGUACUUUUAUGGCAUCCAAAGUUCUUCGUAUCAAAUGAAAAUGAAGGUUUUUAUAUGUAUGUUUAUGUGUAUGUUUAUGCUUAUUUUUAAAGGACGGUAAAAAUAAACAAAUAUGAUUCACAGUAACAUCAGAAAUAAUUCAUACCUCAGCACUAUCAGAGUAAAUGUUCGAAUAAAAUAAGAGUGCUGUCACGAUAAUAUCAGAGUACUGUCAGGGCAAUAUAAGAGUACUGUCAGAGCACUAUUAUAGUACUGUUCGAGCGAUUUCGGAGUACUGUCAGAGCAAUAUCAGAAUACUGUCAGAGCAAUAUUAGAGUACUGUGCGAGCAAUUUUGGAGUACUGACAGAGCAUUGUCGGAGUACAGUCACAGAAAUAUGAGAGCAUUUUACGGUAACAUCAUAUGGCAGUCAUAGUUAUAUUAGGCGAACAUCAAAAAAACAUCAGCGUAAUGUAACAGUAGUAUCAAUGUUAAUAUCAACCUAUUAUCGCAGUAAUAUCAGGCUAAUGUAAGAGUAAUAUCUGAGUUAUAAAGUAAUGCCAGAGCAAUAUCAGAGUACUUCCAGAAUAAUUUUUUGAGCACUGUCAUAGUUAAAUCAUAAUUUUGUUAAUGUUGGAUUUAGUACAUCCAGGGUGUUGCCAAGGGUACGGUCUGUCAUGUUGAUCGAAGUAACCAUCUUAAAAACAUAUUAUAAUAACACUGGUCCGUGGUCUUUUAGCCCUUUCAUUAAGACUCGCUCCGUCCUCUCAGUGUUGAUAUACAUUAUAGUCAGGGUACUGCACUCUUUGCUAAGCCAGACUUUAUCCUUUACAUUAACAUACGGGUCACUUUGUGGAAUUACAAUCCUAUAUUUUAUGUCACUUCUCAGAUACCAUGGGGGUAAGCUACCUCCCGUUCAUGACCUUCGUCUACCUUGUCGCCUGCACCGGCCCGGUGCUGGCCAACCCCAUCGGGUGCGACUGGCUGGACGAUCCGGACCCCAACCCGGGGAAACCCGAGUUUGCAGAGGUCCGGUACGAGACCCAUGUCCAGCCGGACAUCGACCGCGGGUACAUACUCUUCCAGGUUGUGGCCACUGACCCGGAUGAGAACGACACCCUGUACUACAGCUUUGAGGACUGCGACUACACGGACUAUGUUGCGAUGGACGAGUCUACGGGAAUCAUAACGGUAUGUGGACAUUCUUCAUUUUGUAUUAGUAAAUAGAAUUGCAUCUUUGCCAAAAAAGAUAGGGGGGGGGGGUGGCUGGGGUUAAAAGAUGUAGUAUAGCUAUUUUUAAUCACGCAUCUCAUUUUAUUUUAUAUACCGUUUGGUGAAGCAAAUUUUUUUUUUUAAAUUAACAUAUUGUUGUUUUUUAAAGUGAUGUGUUUAUCAUUUAACAUGGGAUUUGAUUUGUAGCAAGCCACGUUAAAGUAAUUAGCAAAAUAAGCCACAUAUCACAGGAAAGGAUAAAACUCUCAGCCAUAUUUUUUUAUUGUAAGCUGUACGUCUCCGUUUGUCCAAUUUUGAAUAGCCUCCAAACCCAUUCUAUUGUUUCAAUGAUCAAUGCCUUGAUCGUGUACCUCAGAAUAUGCUAGAAAAAAAAAUAGAUGGUUUUUAAACUUGAUUCUAGCAAGCUUAGAAGAAUUUUUUUGGUUUUGUUUUUUAAAGUAGGUUGCAGAGGGAUCUUGACCUUUUUGAAAAAGAUUAGACAGCGGUAUUGACAAAUUUGCCUGGGCGUCAGUGGCAGGAGGCUAAGUGGUAGUGACAGCUGGUCCACGGGUUGUGACUUAUUGGGUUAGUGGCAGUGAUAGCCUGGUCGUGUGGCACGGCCAGUAUUUACAGUAACCGUGAAAGGUCGGUGUUAUGUAGGACGUGUUUAAGUCACGUUUCCCCCAUGCUGCCAAUCUAGCAGACGCCGCGUUUAUAUUGGGCGUGGCCUAUUCCCUUUUAUCUUGCCGUGUUUACGACUGCUACCAACUAAAAAUAAUUAAUCUGUUCUCAUAGUAUUUUGUGGGAAUUUCGGGAGUGGACUAAAAAAAAUUAACAAUAUAUAAGGCGUUUCUGGAAUGCGUCUUCCGCUGCAUAUAUAAGGGGUUCAGAGAACAUUGAGUGACAGAGAUUCAGAUAUGUUUCACUUCACGAGACAAGGGUAUUAAUUCUGUGUGUACUCAUAUGUGUUUAUUCACAUUCAUCAUUGUGCAUUAUUAAUUGGCACAUUGUAUUAGCUGUAUACCGGUACAAGACAUAUGAUACUCUGUAAGUUAAUGAUUAGUAAUUAUAUUUAUUUUAAUUUGUACUUAUAUUAAUACUCAAAUAAAACAUUAACAAUAUCAUAUUUUUUUCCACUCACAGGUAAAAAAGACUCUUGUGAACAUCUACGCCGUGGAGAUAGAGUGCACGAUCUUGGUCAGGGACAGGGUCAACCUGACGGACGCCACAGUUAAAACUGAUAGGUCGUCCAUCACAAUACACAUCUUUGACCUACGACCCAUUGAGGAGGGCGACACCACAGAGAGCCCCAAGCGUAGUUCAGGGGAGAGUGACGAGUCCGGGGAACAGAGUAAGAUCGGAAGCUCUGAGACAAAACCCAAAGAGCAAGAGAACAAGGAGAAGGAAGAUAAAGAUGUUGGAAAGGGAAACAAAGACAAAGGAGGUAAAGAUCAAGGCACGGGUGGCAAGGGUGGCAAAGAUCAAGGCAAGGGAGGAAAAAAUCAAGGCAAGGGAGGCAAAGAUCAAGGCAAGGGUGGAAAAGGAGUCAAAGAUCAAGGCAAGGGAGGUAAAGGACAAGGCGGCAAAGGUCAAGUCAAAGGCGGUAAAGGUCAAGGCAAGGGCGGGAAAGGUAAAGGCAAGGGCGGAAACGGAAGGGGCGGAUACAGCUAUGACGAGUCAUACGAUGGGAGGCACGGACGCCGUGGCAAACAUCGCAAAGCAUGGCACAGACGACAUGGCCAUGGCGGGAAGUCCAGCAGCUCUGAGAUUGAGUGGGGAUCCCGUAGUGGAUGGGACAGUUACAGUUUCAACGGAACGCACAAUAUCACCGGUGGAAGUCACAGUGUCAGUGGGGUGGAGAGAUCCCACAAGAGAAAAGGAAGUGGAAGUCUUUCGGUUAGGCACGGCCACCGAGGGAGGUAUCGCCACGGGAGAAAGGGCAGACGAGGCCACGGCGAGGGCUCAAGCGGAUCCGAGAGUAGGUGGGGAUCUGAAAGCAGAGAGUACAGUUACAGUGAUAAUGGAACCAGUAACAGUACCAGCGGUAGUUACAGCAGAAAUGGUUUGGAAAAGGUACAUAAAGGAAAAGGAAGCGGCAGCGUUUCAGGGAGAGGCCACAGGCGAGGCCGGUAUUACAAAGGUGGAAAGAGAAGACGAGGCCACGGUGAGGGUUCCCGUUCGUAUGAAAUCGAGUGGGGAUCUCGAAGCGGAGAAUACAGCUACGGUUAUAAUGGAACCAGUAACAGCACUAGUAGGGGUUAUACAGGCAGUGGAUUCGAGAGAUCGCACAAGGGGAAAGGAAGUGGGAGCAGGUCGGGUGAGCACGGCCGCCGUGGGCAUUAUCGUCAUGGAGGAAAGAGAAGACGAGGUCAUGGCGAGGGCUCAAGUGGCUCGUAUGUCGUGUCCGGAUCACAAAGUGGAGAAUACAGUUACAGUUAUAAUGGAACAAGCAACAGCACUAGUAGGAGUUACAGAGGCAGUGGAUUCGAGAGAUCUCACAAAAGAAAAGGAAGUGGAAGCCUUUCCGGUGGGCACGGCCAUCGAGGGAGGUAUCGCCACGGAAGAAGAGGAGGACGGGGACGUGGCGAAGGUUCAAGUGAAUCCGAGAGUGGGUGGAGAUCUCAAAGUGGAGAGUACAGUCACAGCUAUAAUGGUACCAGCAACAGUACAAGCGGUCGUUUUGGAAGUAGUGGAUUUGAGAGAUCUCACAAGGGGAAAGGAAGUGGGAGCAGGUCGGGUGAGCACGGCCGCCGUGGGCAUUAUCGUCAUGGAGGAAAGAGAAGACGAGGUCAUGGCGAGGGCUCAAGUGGCUCGUAUGUCGAGUCGGGAUCACAUAGUGGAGAAUACAGUUACAGUUAUAAUGGAACCAGUAACAGUACUAGUGAGAGUUACAGGAGAAAUAGAUUGGAGAGGCUACAUAAAGGUAAAGGAAGUGGAAGUGUUUCAGGGAGAGGCCACAGGCGAGGCAGGUAUUACAAAGGAGGAAAGAGAAGACGAGGCCAUGGUGAGGGUUCACGUUCAUUUGAAAUCGAGUGGGGAUCACGAAGUGGAGAAUACAGUUACAGCUACAAUGGAACUGGAAAUUUUACCGAUGAAAGCAACAGCUGGAGCGGAGCUGAGAAAUCUCAUAAACGAAAAGACAGUGGGAAUGUGUCAGGAAGACACUAUAGAAGAGGGAGAUACGGAAAAGGCGGGAGAGGAGGCAGGAGACAUAGAGGAAGUGCGGAAGGAUCCGGAGAGGGAAGCGGCUCAAGUUGGAGCUGGGAGUACAGUUACAGCUAUAACGGGUCCAGCAACAGUAGCGCUGAAGGUUACAACGGAACGAGAAGCGAACGAAUUCGAAAACACAAGGGAGGUGACAGUGUCUCGGGGAGACGCCACCGUGGAGGGAAGCAUCACGGCGGUGUCAAGGGAAGAAGGGGUUACGGUGAGGCUUCCCGGUGGUCAGAUAGUGGAGAAUACAGCUACAGUUACAAUGGAACAGGUAACUACACGAGAGGGAGUUACACCGGAAGCGGCGAGGAAAGAUCAUAUAAGCAUAGAGGAAGUGGAAGUGUUUCAGGAUCACGAGGAGGGUAUCGCAGGGGAGGCAAAGGCAGACGAGGUCACGGCGAGAGAUCCGGUUGGUCUGAAUAUGAACCCGGAUACAACACCGAAUGGUAUAGCUAUAGCUACAAUGGGACAAAUAACGGCACCAGCGAGAGUUACAACGGAAGUAGAUCCGAAAAAGAUCACAAGAACAGGGGGCACGGAAGACUCAGUGGAAAGUACCGGGUCAGUGAAAGAUAUGAUAAAGGCGGGAAAAGACGACGAGGUCAUGGUGGAAGCUCCGGUGGAUCCGAUGUGGAGUGGGGCUCAAGGAGCGGAGAGUACAGCUACAGCUACAACGGGACGAGCAACAGCACAAGUGGAAGUUACAGGGGAAGCGGUGUGGAGAGGUCGCAAAAACGGAAAGGACAUGCAAGGCUAUCUGGGAAGGGAUACAGAAGAGGAAAGUAUCGCCAUGAAGGAAGGAGGCACCGCGGCCGAGAGGGCGAGGGCUCGAGUGGGUCUGAAUGGGACUCUUAUGGAACGAGAAGUGGAGAGUACAGCCAAACCUUCAAUGGGACGGGCAACAGCACACGUGAUGGCUACAGGGGGCGUGGACUUGAAAGAUCUCACAAAAACAAAGGUAGCAGUAGCAUGUCAGGAAGGGGUUAUCGGAGAGCAGGUUAUCGGAGAGGAGGAAACCGCAGCGGUGGAAAUAGAAGAAGAGGUCACGGUGGAUCAUCUGAGGGAUCAGAAGUCGAGUGGGGCUCACGAAGUGGAGAGUACAGCUAUAGUUACAACGGGACGAGAAACAGCACUGAAGACAGUUACGGCACUAGCGAGCACUCCAAUAAACAUAGAGGAAACGGCAGAAUUUCUCAUAGACGUGUUGGAGGGAAGCGAGGACGAGGCCAUGGCGAGUGGUCUGGUGGGUCACGUUCUCGUGAUAACGGCCUCAGUUUCGGUUACAACGGAACACGGAAUUUCUCCAGAGAUCGUUCCGGAAGUUACGAUCGUCGUGGUGACCAUCACAGCAGCGGUCGGCACAACACCUCGGAUCAGCUUGCAUCGGAGUCGGGAUCAGGAAGUGUUGAAUACAUCAACAGCCAAGGCUACCGCAGCCGUGAAUACAGCACCGGUGGCGGAUCUGAGAGCACCGAGAAUAGCCAGAACGAAGAGACUGCCAACGGUCCUAAUCUUGGCAAUCAUACUUCAGGUGAGGACCCUGAAAUUGGUUCUGGUCAAGACGAUGACGGGGAGUACCACUACGUGACGAACGAGAAAGGUGAAAGAGUUCGCGUGAGGUGGUCAGAGACGUACAUAAAGGACAACGAAGAGACCGCACAUGUCGAAGAAGGGGGUAGCACCUGGGAAGAGUGGACGGAAGGUUCCGGGAGCGGGUACUACUAUUACUGGGAGGAGUUUUACAACGACGACGGAACGCUUGUUAAGAAAGUUAGAACCGUCAAGGAGGGCGCCGACUAAUCUAAACCCCCUCCCCCAGAUUUCAAACACUGGUGUCGUGGAGAAGGCUUCUUUUUUUAUUUUUAGAUUGGGUGGAGCUGAGUCUGGAAAAUGUCUCCACCAGCGAAUACAAGUUUUACGAAUAGCUGGGAAAAGAUACGAACUGCUUUUUAAAUCCGUUUAUUUAACACAAUAUAUUUAUAUUUUUAAACACAUUUAAAUGUGUCGCCCAUUUGUUGCGAAAUUCCUGAAAUGCUAUUUUUACUUAACGUUUUUUCCUCCCGCACCCACCCCCCCCC
Messenger RNA from Lymnaea stagnalis (great pond snail), 14961 nucleotides. The record is from the annotation of a GenBank genome assembly. NCBI's taxonomy places the organism in Eukaryota, Metazoa, Mollusca, Gastropoda, Lymnaeidae.